CCCUCUCCAGCCGCGCGGGGCGGAGGGUGGAGCGCGGGGCGGCCGUCGGGGCGCAUGGACCGGCCCGGGGCGCGGGGCCCGCGGCGCCGCCAUGAGGAAGCAGAGCGUGCGCACAGCCGCGCUCAUCCUGUGCAUCUUGUCCUACCUGCUGGUGGGCGCCGCCGUCUUCGACGCGCUCGAGUCCGAGGCGGAGCGCGGCCGCCGGCGGCUGCUGGCCCAGAAGCGCGGCGAGUUCCGGAGGAAGUACGGCUUCUCGGCCGAGGACUACCGCGAGCUGGAGCGCCUGGCGCUGCAGGCCGAGCCGCACCGCGCCGGCCGCCAGUGGAAGUUCGCCGGCUCCUUCUACUUCGCCAUCACCGUCAUCACCACCAUCGGGUACGGCCACGCCGCGCCGGGCACGGACUCGGGCAAGGUCUUCUGCAUGUUCUAUGCGCUCCUGGGCAUCCCCCUGACGCUGGUCACCUUCCAGAGCCUGGGCGAGCGCCUGAACGCGCUGGUGCGGCGCCUCCUGCUGGCGGCCAAGCGCUGCCUGGGGCUGCGGCGGCCGCGCGUGUCCACCGAGAACAUGGUGGUGGCCGGGCUGCUGGUGUGCGCCGCCACCCUGGCCCUCGGGGCCGCCGCCUUCGCGCACUUCGAGGGCUGGACCUUCUUCCACGCCUACUACUACUGCUUCAUCACGCUCACCACCAUCGGCUUCGGCGACUUCGUGGCGCUGCAGAGCGACGAGGCACUGCAGAGGAACCCGCCCUACGUGGCCUUCAGCUUCCUCUACAUCCUCCUGGGGCUCACGGUCAUCGGCGCCUUCCUCAACCUCGUGGUCCUGCGCUUCCUGGCGGCCAGCACCGACGCGCCCCCGCGCGCCGCCCGCCGCCCCAGCCCGCUCCGCCCGGGGGCGCCCGAGAGCCGCGGCCGCUCCCCGCCCCGCCGGCCGGCGAGCGCCGGGGGCUCCACCUCCGUCUCCUCCCGCGUGCACCAGCUGCAGAUGGGGGCCCGCGACAACCUGGGCUUCUCACCCGCCUCGAGCCCUGGGGCUGUGGGCGGCGGCGGCAGGGCGGGCAGGCCCCCGGCCCGGCGCAAGUCCAUCUGACAGCCCACCUCGGGCCGGGGCCCGGGGUCACCUGUCAGUGCACCUUCCCCAGAGCCUGGAGAGGGGUGAGCGGCCGUGGCCUCACGGCCGUCUUCAGUCACAAGCAGUCUGUCCUUCCCCUCUGUGGCCAGGCCCUCGCUCCUCUCCCAAAAUACAUUAAAGCCGCACCAUAAGCACAAGCGCGACUCCCAAGUCGCCCUGUAGGUGCAAAUCCCUUGUGGUCCAAAUUGUUUCAAGAAGGCGUGGCCUCCCAGGAGAGGCUCUCCCAGGCCCGCGUCACCAGUUGGCCGCCUGGAGUGGAAACAGGUGGUCGUCUUUCUGCUGCGAGAAGAGGCAGCCUUUCCGUGUUGCAGGGGAGAUGGGCGGCUCUCAACACUGGGACCCUAGCAGUGAGGCCAGCCCCGCACAGCAGGAGAAGCACGGUCCCAUGGACGGACGGCAGGGAAACACCUGUGCAGUGGGGCGGGGUGGGCAAAUCUGCACUAUUUAAAUGAUCGUUCAUUCUCUUGCUCAAUUUGGGGUAGAGUGAAAUUGGCCCAUGUGUGAAUGAAGCACACCCUCCCCCCACCAAUCUGCAGCUCUUUGUCCUUGGCCAUGCCACCGCAGGAUGAGGGGGGCCUUGCUGACAGCCACCGCAUCACUGGGGCACCUGGAUGCAGGAGCAUGCUGUGGGAAGAGCCCUCGUCUGGGAACUGCCCAUCAUGUGACCUUGGGGAAUGUCAUCCCUACCUGGGCUUCAGUUUCCACCUCUAUAAUAUG
Molecule: messenger RNA, 1846 nt
Organism: Zalophus californianus (California sea lion)
Lineage: Eukaryota; Metazoa; Chordata; Mammalia; Carnivora; Otariidae
Gene: KCNK15
Product: potassium two pore domain channel subfamily K member 15
Exons: 2
Coding region: 92-1087 (331 amino acids)
Biological process (GO): stabilization of membrane potential; potassium ion transmembrane transport
Cellular component (GO): membrane
Molecular function (GO): potassium ion leak channel activity
Source: RefSeq, a predicted model, not a curated record